Messenger RNA from Myotis brandtii (Brandt's bat), 1354 nucleotides. RefSeq names its product zinc finger protein 416-like. Gene Ontology annotation, biological process: negative regulation of transcription by RNA polymerase II. The record is from RefSeq and is a predicted model, not a curated record. Gene Ontology annotation, molecular function: DNA-binding transcription repressor activity, RNA polymerase II-specific. NCBI's taxonomy places the organism in Eukaryota, Metazoa, Chordata, Mammalia, Chiroptera, Vespertilionidae. Bases 185 to 1354 code for a protein of 389 amino acids. The transcript is spliced from 4 exons.
CUGGCUGUUGCAGCUUUUUCACAUUCACCCCAUUGGUGGUGAGGACUUUUUCCACUGAGAACUUCCUGUGAAAUCUCACUGCCCCUGUGGGGCUCCUCAGCAUUGAGAGGGGCCUGGUGCUGGAGAAGCCCUGAGGUGCCUGGGAAGACUUUCCCACCCUCCCCGCCGGUGGAAGGCACCCAAGAUGAGAAGAAGCAGCACCUGGUCACAAACGAGGCCCUGGGCGGCCGAAAGACUACAUUACCCAGAAAGCAAUGCGCUCAAGUCAGCGGAGGAUAUGAACUUUGAGGACGUGGCCAUUGCCUUCUCCGAGGACGAGUGGGGGCUCCUUGAUGAGCCUCAGAGACUUCUGUUCUGCGAUGUGAUGCUGGAAGUGUUUGCACUUGUGUCAUCUGCAGGUUGUUGGCAUAAAACAGAUGAUGCGGAGGCCUGUUCUGAGCAGAGUGUAUCUGUACAAGGGGAGUCACAGGUUGGUGCUUCUGAGACAGAGCCAGCAUCCCAGAGGACCCAUCUCUGUGGGAAGUGUUUCUCUGUGUUAAAAGACAUUCUGCACCUGACUGAGUCACAAGCAGCAGACUUUGAGCAGAAAGCCUUCUUCAGUGACGCGUGUGUGAGAGACUUCUGUUUCAGUGCAAACCCUCACCAGCAGCAGAGGGAAGCCAGUGGAGAGAAGCCCUGGAAAGAAGCUGUGGACAGGGCCUCGUUUGUGACCAGGUGCAGCUUCUACUUAUCUUGGGUGCAUUCACCCAAUAAGGAGGUUGGGGAAGACUUGCCAGCCAUCUCAGAGCUUCUCGAGCAUCAGGCCCCUCUCAACACUGAGGAGCCACACAGUGGCAGUGAGAUUUCACAGGAAUUUCUCAGUGGAGAAAGUCUGCACCAGUGGGAUGAAUGUGACAAAGCUGCCGGCCACACCCAGAAAGUUGUUCCUCAGAGUGUCUGCUCCGGAGAAGUGAAUUAUGAGUGUAACAAAUGUGGGAAAGUUUACAGACGAAUCUCUAACCUCAUUCGGCAUAGGAGAGUUCACACUGGAAAAAAACCCUUUGAGUGUACGGAUUGUGGGAAGGCCUUCAAUCAAAGGUCUUACUUUACUAGACACCUCCGAGUUCACAGUGGAGAAACGCCCUAUGAGUGUAGUGAUUGUGGGAAGUCAUUUAGACAGAUCUCUACCCUCAGUCGGCACUAUAGAAUUCACACUGGAGAAAAGCCUUUUGAAUGUAGUGAUUGUGGGAAAUCAUUUAGACAGAGCUCUACCCUCAUUCGACACAAGACAGUUCACACUGGUGAGAAACCCUUUGAGAUAGAACCCAUGUAUUAUGUGCAAAACACUUUAGCAAUCGGAUUUCCCCUGUCAUGA